AUGACUUUAGAGACAAAUCCACAUCUUUUUAUUACAUAUACAUUGCUUCAUAGCUGUCUUGAUAAAAAAUUAAUGGUUAUUUUACGUGAUGGAAAAAAGUUAAUUGGAAUUCUUAGAUCAUUUGAUCAAUAUGCAAAUUUAGUUCUUCAAGGAACAGUUGAACGUAUUUAUGUUGAUCAAGUAUAUGGAGAUAUUCCAAGAGGAGUUUUUAUUAUUAGAGGAGAAAAUGUAGUUCUUGUCGGAGAAAUUGACUUGGAUAAAAAGGAUGAUUUAAGUUUGCAGAAAGUUUCACCAGUGGAAGCGUUUAAUAAACAAAAAAUUCAGAAUGAUUUACGAAAAAUUAAAGAAAAAGCGCAAUGCAAAGCCCUUCAUCGCCUAGGUAGAUCUUAA
Messenger RNA from Pneumocystis jirovecii RU7, 390 nucleotides. RefSeq lists its product as uncharacterized. The transcript has 3 exons. Gene Ontology annotation, biological process: deadenylation-dependent decapping of nuclear-transcribed mRNA. NCBI's taxonomy places the organism in Eukaryota, Fungi, Ascomycota, Pneumocystomycetes, Pneumocystales, Pneumocystaceae. Gene Ontology annotation, molecular function: RNA cap binding. Bases 1 to 390 code for a protein of 129 amino acids. The record is from RefSeq and is a predicted model, not a curated record. Gene Ontology annotation, cellular component: P-body; Lsm1-7-Pat1 complex.